AUGGAAAAGGAAAUGACAUUUAAAACUUUAAAAAAUCCAAUAAUCAUCUUUGAGGAUGAUGAAGAUUUCGAGUGUGCCGGUGACGAAGUCCUGGUGGAGUCCUCACCGCCCGACUCGCCCGACAUGGCGGCGCGCCUCGCUGCUCCAGCGCAGGGCGCCGCCACGGGGGCUGAAAACUCGUCAGAAACUACUACGGUGCGGGAGCUCAUUGUCAUCCCGGAGCUACCGAACUCCAUACACCUGCAGCAUGCUAUACAGCAGGUGCCAAACACGGUGGUGGAGGUGAACGGAGACAGCUCGGGUCACUCCAGCCCCACCACUGACGCCCAGCACACCUUCAUCGCAGUAGCUAGUGAGGGAGGCAAUGGAGUCAACUAUCACGUACAGUACGUCGAGCCGCAGGAGAUUUAUACGCAGACCCACCAGACUCAUAUGGAUCCGCUACGGUCGUACCCGGUGUACGGCGUGGCGAGCGUGGGCAACGGCGCGGUGGGCGCAAGUGUGGGCGUGGGCGUGGAGGGCGCGGCGGAGGGCGCGUGGGCGGGCGAGUUCACGUUCGGGGCGGAGGCGGGGGCGGGCGGAGUUGCAGGCGCGGGGGUGGGUGGGGCGGCCGAGCCCGACGCACCUGCCUCACCCGCGCCCGCGCACCGCAUGCCACCCGCCACCGUGCAGUGGCUGCUCGAUCACUACGAGACCGCCGAGGGCGUGUCUCUGCCGCGGUCUACUUUGUACGCGCAUUACUUGCGGCACUGCGCGGCGCAUCGGCUCGAGCCGGUGAACGCGGCGUCGUUCGGCAAGCUGAUCCGCUCCGUGUUCGUCGGGCUGCGCACACGCCGGCUUGGCACCAGAGGCAACUCCAAGUACCACUACUACGGGAUCCGUGCCAAGCCCGGCGUGGCCGAGCCCGCUAACGCCUCGCCCAAGCCCGAACUCGGCGACGCGCAGGAGUCGCAGUCGCGCGAUGGAGAGCAGAGCCCGGUGGGGGGAGUGGCUGGUGCGGUGGCGGGGGCGGGGGGCACGCACCGCCAGUACCUGGGCUGCGUGACGCCGCCCGACCCGCCCGAGCUGGACAUCGACGACCUGCCCGAAGACGUGCCGCAUUCGGCCCUGGAGGGACUGAGGAAACAUCACCGGAUGCACGGCGUGGAAUUCCUGGCAGCGGUGGCGGGAUUGGACACGGUGGCGGUGGAGCGUGCACGGCGCGCGUUUUGGCGGCGCCCCGUGGCGCUGUGCCGCCGCGCCCUGCUGCGCCUGUGUGCGCGCCGCGACGUAGCGCGCUGGCUGCGCGCCGCCGAGCUGCAGCUGCACCAGCGCGCCGUCGACCUGCUGCUGCCCGACGUGCUUCGCCCCAUCCCGCCGCACCUCACGCAGGCGAUCCGCAACUUCGCUAAGAGCCUGGAGUCUGCGCUGGCCGCGGGGGCGGGCGGCGCCCCGGCUGUGGCAGCGCGCGCGCAGGCCGUGGCUGCGGCCGCGCUGGCCGCCGCGCUGCGCCGCUACACCUCGCUCAACCACCUGGCGCAGGCCGCGCGCGCCGUGCUCACCAACCACAACCAGAUCCAGCAGAUGCUGGCGGACCUGAACCGGGUGGACUUCCGCGUGGUGCGCGAGCAGGCCGCCUGGGCCUGCGCCUGCGGCAGCGCCGCCACCGCGCAUCGCCUCGAGGCAGACUUCAAGGCGACGCUGGGGCGCGGGGCGACGCUGGAGCAGUGGGCGGCGUGGCUGGAGAAUUGCGUGCGCAACGCUCUUGCCAUACACGAGCGCCGCAGCGACUACACGGCACGCGCGCGCCGCCUGCUGCUCGACUGGUCCUUCUACUCGUCGCUCGUCAUACGCGAGCUCACGCUGCGGUCGGCGGCGUCGUUCGGUUCAUUCCACCUGAUCCGGCUGCUAUACGACGAGUACGUGUCGUACCUGAUCGAGCGCCGCGUCGCCGCGCACCGCCAGCACCCGCCCAUCUCCGUCAUGCCGCGCGCACUGGACGACGAAGAAGAUGAUUUGCUCGAAGAAGCUCGAGACGGCGAAGACGACGAUAUGGACCAGGAUCAGGAUCUUGAGGCCGAGCUGGAUAAUGAUAAUGAACAGGAUCAAGACAACGACAACGACCAGGACUGGGAGUGGGCCGAUGACGAUGACGACGAUGAUGACCAGCCCAUCGAAACAAAGAAGACCAAGCUCCAUAACUAG
Parnassius apollo (apollo) is the source of this 2184-nucleotide messenger RNA. NCBI's taxonomy places the organism in Eukaryota, Metazoa, Arthropoda, Insecta, Lepidoptera, Papilionidae. The record is from the annotation of a GenBank genome assembly.